UCCGAAUACUGUAACGUGCUGCGGCCUCGUGCCAUGUAAAAAUAAGAGCACAUUCGGCGCCUCAUUGUAGUGUCCUUCUCCAAGCAUGCCUGACCAGUAUCGUACUGAAGAGAGAACUCUCAGCGGACGAGACACGUCUAACCCCAAUUGCUUGCUCGCACUCGCCAAAUACCAUCUGACGAGACGGCGCGACGGCGACGACACCGCACCCAAGACCCUUUCAAAGAGGUCAUGCAGUAAAUCCAAUGGGAUGGACGACCGGGGUGGAAAGAGCUCUGUACACCGCGCUCUUUUCGUUCCCGAAAUCGUCCGUUUGAUCUUUGGUUUCGUCCAAGCAUGGGACGAAGAGAAUCCGGCGGGAGAGUGUAUUGGGUUCGUCACCGCAACGGGGGGCAAAAGAUCACUCGCCUACCUCGCCAGGACGUGUCGUUUCUUUCAUGAACCAGCCAUCGAUGCCCUUUGGAUGAACCUCGAAAGCAUCGAUCCCCUUAUCAAGUUGCUCCCUCGUAGAAUGUGGGGAAAGAAACGCUGUCCGCUCUUGGUGCGCCGGUUCAUGCGCAAGAAACACUGGGAAAUAUUCCAAAAGUACGCGUCACGCGUCAAAACCCUGCGAGGUCCCAGCUAUGGCUUAUCAACUGCCACUCAGCAUACAGUAAUGGCCGCCAUCGCCAGCCACCCGAAAGCGACUCGACCCUUGUUCCCUCAGCUGACAGAGAUCUACUUCAUGGGUCCAUCAGUCACCCAAAUUACCCUUAAACUUAAUUGUUGGCCUUACCACAUCUCCUCUGAGAUGGACGUCCUCGCCGAGAUGUCAAAGUUGUGUCCGAACGUUGUCUCGUUCGCUGCACAAUUUCCCCCCUCUUCACAUAGUGAUCCGUUCGAGGAAGUGGGAGACAUCGUAAGCAAUUGGAAGAAGCUCCGUGCUCUUCACAGUUGUGCGCUUCCUCAAUCAGUAAUGGACCAGCUCAUUUCUCGAAAUACACUUGAGUCACUUGCUAUCGAGCUCAACAAUUCCAUUUACCCACCUUACUCCGGUCGUUUACCCGAAUCACUCCAUACAUUUUCGCUCGGAGGAAGCAGUGCCAUACUAUGCACCCGAUACCUCAAAAACGUCCAUGCAUCUCCCACUUCACUUACCAUGCGUAUUGGCGCAGACGACUCCACUAUUGAAGAUGUCGCCGAGCUUUUCCGCAUCCUUCCUGACCACUUCUCUAAUACCACUGUACAAACUUUUUCAUCUGAACUGACGAGCUCAUACUGGAUGUCCCGGAGCACGGAAUCUUUCCGACUUGAUCUCGCUGUCCUUCAACCUAUUCUUGUGUUCACAUCCCUACGUAUCGUCGACCUCUCUUUCUUCAGCACCGCCGGUCUCGACGAUGACGCAUGUACGACGAUGGCCCGAUCCUGGCCUGUCCUCGAGUCCCUCGAACUCGGUACCGCUGAUAUACUGAUGGAGCGCCCCGUGGCAACCGUACGCGGACUCAUGGCGUUCUUGGUACACUGUCCCUGCCUUACCAACCUUGCCAUGGUGUUCGACGGCACGUGCCGUAUCCCUGAUGCGAGCGAUAUCCCUUCGGGGGUCGUCAACACCCGCAUAGAGCAGAUCAACGUCGCGCAUUCGCCGCUUAAGGAUGUCAAUGCGAUGGCAACAUGUUUGGGAACGCUGAUGCCGUGUCUAAAGAAGGUCGACAUCGUGCAGAUAGGGAGGGAAGAUGAUGGGGAAUCUGAGGGACGAUGGGAUGAAGUGCAGAAGAUGCUGACCUGUUCGUUGAGGUCACAGGGGAUUAAUACCGACUGA
Messenger RNA from Pisolithus orientalis, 1798 nucleotides. RefSeq lists its product as uncharacterized. The transcript has 4 exons. Lineage: Eukaryota; Fungi; Basidiomycota; Agaricomycetes; Boletales; Pisolithaceae. The coding region runs from base 86 to 1798 and encodes 570 amino acids. The record is from RefSeq and is a predicted model, not a curated record.